UUCCAAAUUCUUGUCAAAAGAAAAACCAAACCAGGACACGAAACCAAAUAUUAUUCAAUCAAAAAAUUACAAAAAUCACAACAUUCUUGUUUUCUUUUAAAAGAAUUUAACAACAAUGGUGAAACCCAAUGGAAAAGAUUCUUGUGAAAAUUCACCAUCUUCAUCUUCUUCAUCGUCAAAGUACAGAGGAGUACGUAAGAGGAAAUGGGGGAAAUGGGUUUCAGAAGUUAGACUACCAAAUAGCAGAGAAAGAAUUUGGUUGGGUUCUUAUGACACACCAGAAAAAGCUGCGAGGGCUUUUGAUGCAGCACUUUUUUGUUUGAGGGGUAAAACUGCAAAUUUCAAUUUUCCUGAAAAUCCGCCGGAAAUAGUUAACGGUAGGUCCAUGACGCCGGCGGAAAUUCAAGUGGCGGCAGCCCAGUUCGCGAAUUCGUAUUCAGAGCCCCGGGUUAGUAAUUGGGUUAACCCGAGAGAUAAUUCGGAUCCUUCGUCGUCAUCUUCGGAAAUGUUUAAUGCGGAGAGUCCGUCGGUUUCGGUUUCGAACGGAUUAGUUGGGUUGGAAAGUGAAAAGACGGAAAUGACCCUGGAUAAUGGAUUUGUGGACAUGUUUUCUUCAAUGGGGACAGCAAAUGACAUGUCCGAUUUUGGAAUUUUUCCGGGUUUUGAUGAUUUAUCCGGUGAAUAUUAUGUACCACCAUUGCCUAAUUUGGACAAUACUGCUGAAGAGAAUUAUAUGAAUUAUGAUGAGUUCCAUUUACAAGGAUCUUCGUUUCUUUGGAACUUUUGAAGAUUCAAUUUUUUUUGGGACUUAAAAGAAAUGGUUAAUAUUAUAUGGUAGAAAAAGGGAAUAAUUAAAAUACUACAAUUGUAACCUCUAGUUGUUGACUUGUAGACAAUUCUGGACAUUUUUUUGGCUGCUAGAAUUGCUACAAAUAUAUGUGAUUCUAUACUUAGGAGGAUAUACUCUUGUUAAAUUUCAUCUGGCUGCAAAAGCUUUGUUCCAUAUAAGUUCUAUGGGUUGUUAUUCUAGGAAAUGGAAAUUUAUUUUAUACGUAAUUCUCUUAA
This is a messenger RNA of Nicotiana attenuata, 1065 nucleotides long. Its product is annotated as ethylene-responsive transcription factor ERF017. Gene Ontology annotation, molecular function: DNA-binding transcription factor activity; DNA binding. Lineage: Eukaryota; Viridiplantae; Streptophyta; Magnoliopsida; Solanales; Solanaceae. The transcript has a single exon. The coding region runs from base 116 to 787 and encodes 223 amino acids. Gene Ontology annotation, biological process: regulation of DNA-templated transcription. The record is from RefSeq and is a predicted model, not a curated record.